UCAGCCUCAGGGGCUUUUGACGACUGUGUGCAUCACCAGGUGCUAUUUUCUCCCUCCCUCUAGCAGCAUUCACUUGAUAGAGACUAAACCGACAUGCAUUGAUCUGAUGACGUAGUUAUCGUCUAUGUCUCAAGAUGUGACAUUUCACUUGUUCGUCAUUGCGCAUGUCGCCGCACGGAUCUGUGCUUGCUCACUUGUUUCUCAAACGGUCUUUCUCGGUAUCAAGUACACUGCUAGAAGUAUAGAGCCUGCAUUUUGCAGAAUCACUAAGAUCCAUCUGCGAUAUUUCGGAUCGUCACUGACAAAACCUGACUCCCGGGGCUCGUACUACAUAGGUCUACGCAAUAACUCGACGAAUGAUGCCUACUGUAGUUUUCCCGAAAUUGGAAAACCAAGCUUCUUCCAGGUAUGAAGCAGCAGCCUUUUUCCGAUUAGCCUCACGCAGAGUAAAGCCUUGGGAUGAGCAACGUGAGGAGUAGUCCUCUCAGUGAUGUCUUGUCGAGUUUGUUGAUACGCGCCUCGCUCCCGGCAUUUGACUGUUCGCAUCAUUCAUCUACUUCGACCACCCACGGCUUGACCACCACUGAUUGUUGAGCGGACCUAUUAUUUGUAUUUAAUACGGCCCCGACUGGCUCUUCGAGUGACUCAGAUUGACUCCCGCUUGUUCGCGCACGACUCAUAUAAGGCCGGGACAAGAUUGACAACAGUGCUUCAUAAUCCGUCAUGCAGACUUUCAACGACAUCUCGUACAUCAGCGAAGAGUUCGAUCGCCUGCGCGCAUUCGAUCUUGUUCUUCCUCCCAAAGUGGCCGAUGGGUCCCCCAUGGUCGUAUUCGUUCAUGGUGGUGCCUGGAAAGCGUAAGCAGUCUCGUUAUCCUCGUCUUCCCCCCGGAACAAUUGUGUCCAGGGAUGAUAAAGCGAGUCAUCUCUCAUUCGCGACGCUGGUCGCACAAAUAACGUCCUGCGCCGUACUCGUUCCCAAUUACCGUCUCACGCCGAAUAAGAUGACGCCUGAGAACGAGUUCCGCCAUCCCGGGCACUCUGAAGACAUUCUCCGAUUCCUCGUCUUCAUCGCAUCCGGUAGUCCAUGGCCGCAUGUUCCCGGAGCGACAUUCGAUCCUGCGGGUCGCAAGCUAUAUCUUAUGGGGCAUAGUGCAGGAGCCCACAUUCUGUCAUCGAUCUUUCUCGACUCCCAGCUGCCAUCGCUGUUGCCCUCUCGAUCUGUGCUCGAAGCCACAAAAGGCCUCCUGUUCUCAGAGGGAAUAUACGACAUCGAUAUGCUACUCGCCAGCUUCCCGUCCUAUCGCAGCUGGUUUAUCGCCGACGCUUUCGGGGAUCGCUCUUCAUACGAGAACGUUUCUGCCCUCCGGUUUCCGAUGCACAAAGAGAGCGGUUCUUGGAAGUGGCUGCUCGUCCACUCGAAAGGAGACACACUCGUAGAUGCGCAGCAGGCGAAUGCGAUGCACGCCCAUCUCUGUGCUUCAAUCGGACCUGCUGCGAUUGAGGAUGUCAAGAAGAAUGUCGAUCAACUCGACAUGGAGCACGACGAUGUGCUCAAAAGUGCUUACUUCCUCGAAUUGGUGCGAGACUUUGUGAUAGGGAGCGAGUAAAAUGCACAUCCAAUGUAUUGUAUAAAGAGCUGCGUCGACGAGAAGAAUAAUAAGGCAUGGCUGAUGGUGUACAGAUAGCAAACAGACUUCAGACUAGAAACCGUUGUCCAGGCUGCGGUGGGCCUGCAAAUCGUGCAUGACUGUCGGAUCCACUGCGAACGUUCGUUCAGACAUAGAUUCCUGAUUUGGGAAAGGACCUACCAGGCAGGACAGACUUUCUUCUCACAUGGGGCCCAUGAGACGGUGCCUCCAUCUCCAGCGAGCGCUGCACCAGGGCAUUAGUAGACGCAGAAAGUGUCACGGGGCUAUACGCACAUCCACACCAGGAUCAGCCAUCGGAACUCGUUCGAUGCUGUGUUCAUCUAAAUUUGCCGACAUGUCCUCGAUGGACACGGCGUUCAGCUCCAUUGAGAGGUCGAGAAUGUCGAUGUCCUCGGCGGUCGGAGGCGGCGGGCGCUGUAUUUCAACAUAUCCAGCGGGUAAUUUGCCUUCCGGGGCAUUCUGGAUGGCGAUUUCCCGCAUCUUCUGCCAUGCGUUGUACCGCUGGACAGCAUGCUCUUGCUCC
Molecule: messenger RNA, 2174 nt
Organism: Mycena citricolor
Lineage: Eukaryota; Fungi; Basidiomycota; Agaricomycetes; Agaricales; Mycenaceae
Source: the annotation of a GenBank genome assembly